AGCUGUUAACUGCACCUCAUGAGAUUCCAUCUCCUGAUGAAAUAGAGGUCUACGAAAUCCUUCAGAAGUGUCUCGAGUUAAGAGAUUGUUACCUUUUUAGAGAAGAGGUCGCUCCAUGGGAGAAGGAGGUCAUAAAUGACCCCUGUACACCAAAACCUAAUCCUAACCCAUUCACUUUUGUGCCUGAACCAAAAUCAGAGCAUGUUUUCCAAAUGGUCGAUGGUGUUGUCCAAGUCUAUGCGGAUAAAGACCGUACGGAAAGGAUUUAUCCUGUUGCUGAUGCUACAACCUUUUUCACCGACUUACAUUAUGUUCUCCGGAUGACUGCCGCGGGGAACACAAGAACUGUCUGCCAUAACCGACUGAAUCUUCUAGAACAUAAGUUCAAAUUUCAUCUGAUGUUAAACGCGGACAGGGAGUUUCUUGCCCAAAAAACUGCACCACAUCGUGAUUUUUACAAUGUUAGGAAGGUCGACACUCAUGUUCACCACUCAGCAUGCAUGAAUCAGAAACAUUUGCUGAGAUUCAUCAAGUCCAAACUGAGAAAAGAACCUGAUGAGGUUGUCAUUUUCAGAGAUGGUACAUAUAUGACUUUGAAGGAGGUUUUUGAGAGCUUGGACUUAACUGGGUAUGACUUGAAUGUUGAUUUGCUAGAUGUCCAUGCGGACAAAAGUACGUUUCAUCGUUUUGACAAAUUCAACCUUAAAUACAAUCCAUGUGGCCAAAGUAGGCUACGGGAGAUUUUCCUUAAACAGGACAAUCUUAUUCAAGAUCGACUUGCAAUGUUGAACAGAUCACUAUGUUAGAAGAUGAGCAUUUAG
Messenger RNA from Triticum aestivum (bread wheat), 821 nucleotides. RefSeq names its product probable AMP deaminase. Gene Ontology annotation, molecular function: AMP deaminase activity. The coding region runs from base 213 to 806 and encodes 197 amino acids. Gene Ontology annotation, cellular component: cytosol. Lineage: Eukaryota; Viridiplantae; Streptophyta; Magnoliopsida; Poales; Poaceae. Gene Ontology annotation, biological process: AMP metabolic process; IMP salvage. The transcript is spliced from 8 exons. The record is from RefSeq and is a predicted model, not a curated record.